GAAAGACCAUGACGACAAUUUAAUAUAUGUAGUCGUUCUAGGACGUGACCGCCGGGUAGAUGGAAAUGAAGCCUGGCAACAUAUCCAUAUGGCAGCCUACAUAAACCACUCGGAGGCUCACCUGAGUGGGACCCUCAGGGUGCCAUUACCAUCAGCCAGGUCGACGAUAUGCGCUGUUCGUCCUCAUCAAUUCCAAUUCUACUAAUCACCUUGGCCUUUGCCAUUUGCGGUGUAGAUUGCUCGGGGUGGAAGAGCAAAAACUUCACGACCCUAGUCACAUUCGGCGACAGCUAUUCUGAUGAAAGUCGACUGGGAUACUUCAUCAACAAUAAUGGCUCAGCGCCUCCUGUCGGUUGGGAACAGCCAGUUGGACUAAACACAGCAUCGGGGGGACUGUCUUGGGCACGACUUGCUAGCAUAUAUUCUUCAACCAAGCUUUACAACUAUGCCGUUUCUGGUGCCGUCUGCUCCAACAAGAUCAGCCCUCGAACAUUCGCCGCCAUCAAAGCCCCCUUCCCGGACGUUGCCGGCUACGAGAUACCAGCCUUUAAAGCGGACUCACGAUAUAUUUCCCGAAAUGGAACUGCUUUCUUUUCUGGCACGCCAGAGAAUACCGUCUAUGCUAUCUGGAUCGGGACCAACGACCUAGGCAACGAUGCAUUCUUGACGGAUUCCCAGAUCCGGGGUAAGACGCUCAAAGAUUAUGUGGAUUGCGUCUAUUCUGCUAUUGAUAGCCUCUACGAGAACGGAGGGCGCUACUUCGUCCUAUUGAAUGUAGCACCACUCCAAUUGCUCCCACAAUACGCGACACCGGAGAAUGGAGGCCUCAAUGCUACCAAAUUCUACCCAGACAAGGGCUCCAACAUCACCGAGAUCAGCUACCGCAUGUACGAAAGCGUCACUACAGUCAACGAGGUAUUCAAGUACAGGACUCCAUUUGAGACAGAGCUAGAGAAGCGCUGGAAAGACGCUCAGAUUGCCAAUUACGAUGUCAACGCCCUCAUCACGGACAUUUGGAACGAUCCGAAGUCUUACUUGAAUGGAACUGCAUCUCUGAAUGUCACGGCGCCUAUCUUGUCUUGUGACGCGACAGGCGAUAUCUGCACAAAUGUGGAGGACAAAUCAGCAAGAGACAGCUAUCUCUGGUUUGAUGAGUUGCACCCCAGCGAGCAGGCUUCCAGGAUAGUAGCUCGCGAAUUCGUGGGUGUAUUGAGUGGUCAGAGCAAGUGGGCAAAAUACUGGGGAUAAUUCAAGUCGCUAGAGAAAACGUACGGCGAAUCGUCCACUUAUGACCUUGAUGUAGAUUUACAUAAACCGAUUGUACCUAGGAAUUCUCGAUGUACAAAAUUUGCCGUAAGCUACGAAUAUGUCGAGUGUGAAUGCAUGACUUCUGUACUUGACUAGACUGCACCUUGCCCGGCUAGAAGGUUGCAGUCUAUUUAAGCUACACAAUAUAAAAUGGUCAUCUGUUAUGGGGUUGGUUGAAAUGGGCAGUCGCGUUUGGCGGCGCCUAUCAAGGCCAAUAGGGUGUUGUCAAUUCUGACGUCGCUGCCUAGGCGGCGGCACUUUAUUUGAACGUCCAGGCUUACAGUGGCUGCUUUGUGGGAUAGAGAGACUAUGUUGAGUUCUGUGAAAUGUAC
Aaosphaeria arxii CBS 175.79 is the source of this 1640-nucleotide messenger RNA. Its product is annotated as carbohydrate esterase family 16 protein. Bases 169 to 1248 code for a protein of 359 amino acids. Gene Ontology annotation, molecular function: hydrolase activity, acting on ester bonds. The record is from RefSeq and is a predicted model, not a curated record. NCBI's taxonomy places the organism in Eukaryota, Fungi, Ascomycota, Dothideomycetes, Pleosporales. The transcript is spliced from 2 exons.